AUGGCUGAACAAACUGACGAAAACAACAAUACGGCUACGGAAUGCACCUUUCCACCUGGAAGCAGGCGCGUGGAAUAUGAAGAUCUAGAUCCCGCCCAAAAAGAACUCGAACAUAUCUUGGCGACCAUGAAACGUGACCCAACGGGCAUGGGCAUAAGCCAUCUUGGCCGAGAUGGAAUCUAUCGAUCCCUCACCGCUGAUCGCGACGUUGUUGAUGCCGUUCCUUUCCUGCCACCUCUAGUCAAAGCAAUGCUUGAUCGCUUCCCAUACAACGAGGAAGCCGUAAAGGUAUUCCGCGGGGUUAAUGGGACAAAGACGCCGAAAGAACAAUGGUACAAUCCUUUGCCAGGCAUUUUACCUCCACCGCUUGAGGAAGAACAUCGUGAGGAAGCGAGAGAGGGGCAAGACGACUAUAGAAAUUGGUAUGAGGAGAGGAGGAAAAAGAUUGAGGCAGGCAUUUUUGUGAGAAGAGCGGCUUGUUUGAUGUCGGAUCAUGACCUCGGCCCAGAGGCAAUGACCACAAAUUAA
This is a messenger RNA of Fusarium oxysporum Fo47, 528 nucleotides long. RefSeq lists its product as uncharacterized. Bases 1 to 528 code for a protein of 175 amino acids. Lineage: Eukaryota; Fungi; Ascomycota; Sordariomycetes; Hypocreales; Nectriaceae. The record is from RefSeq and is a predicted model, not a curated record. The transcript has a single exon.